AGGCGUAACCAUUAAACCAUAAAUACGGGGACGUGGUUUCGGGUCCAGGGUAACAUUAAUCACUUUAAGGCGAAUGACGGUGCCGGUGAAACGUCAGGUUUUAGCUGAAAACGAAGCUGGCGGGCUCAUGUUGAGGCGUCGUAAGGUCGUUUCCAGGGAGCUACCUUCGUGCCGUGGUGCAGCUAAAUAGCGUGCAGCCGAACAAAGCCGCUGUGUGCCGUAAACAUAGUCCGAGCGCUGCCUGACGAGCUGUCAGUGUCAGGAUGGCUGUUGAUAAAUCCAAAGUCUCAGCCGGAUUCAUAGUGGUAGGUGUCCUCACCGUGUUUUUCGCUACCGGUCUCGUAUUUGUGGGGCCAAUAAUCAUCGAUGACCAAGUAGUAAAGAACACCGUGAUUGAUCCAAAGAAUGACCUCUCCUACACCAUGUGGAAGGACCUGCCUGUGCCCUUCUUCAUGUCAGUCUACUUUUUUCACGUCCUCAAUCCCCAGGAGAUCCUGAAAGGAGAAAAGCCCAUGGUGGAGCAGAGAGGACCUUAUGUGUACAGAAAGCAGUGUCGGAAGGAGAACAUCACGUUCCACCCCAACAGCACGGUGUCCUACAGGGAAUACAGGAGAUACUUCUUUGAGCCCUCCAUGUCUGCUGGGAACGAGUCCGAUGUGGUCACCAUCCCCAACAUGCUGGUGCUGGGCGCAGCAGUGAUGCUGGAGGACCUGCCCUAUGCCGUGCGGCUGUUGAUCAGUACCACCUUCAAGACUUUCAAUGAAGGCCCCUUCCUGACCAAGACAGUUGGAGAGCUGAUGUGGGGCUUUGACAGUAAACUGGUCGAUUUCCUCAACAAAUUCCUGCCCGGCAUGCUGCCAUCGACAGGAAAGUUUGGCCUCUUUGCCGAGUUCAACAACUCCAACACCGGUCUGUUCACCAUCCACACUGGAAGAGAUGACAUCAGAAAGGCCCACAAGGUCGACUCCUGGAAUGGCCUGACGGAGCUGAGCUACUGGAGGACGCCUCAGAGUAACAUGAUCAAUGGAACAGCCGGGCAGCUGUGGCCCCCUUUCAUGACCAAAGAGAGCACUUUACCCUUCUACAGCCCAGACGCCUGCAGAUCUUUGGAGCUGGUUUAUCAGCGGGCGGGGGAGAUGAAGGGCAUCCCUCUGUAUCGAUAUGUUGCACCCAAGACCAUGUUUGCCAACGGGACGGAUUACGCUCCAAAUGAAGGCUUCUGCCCCUGCAGGCAGUCUGGCUUGCUCAACGUCAGCAGCUGCCGCCACAACUCUCCCGUCUUCAUCUCUCAUCCUCACUUCUUUAAUGCUGAUCCCGUACUGCUGGACUACGUGUUGGGCCUUAACCCCACUGAGGAAGAGCAUGGCCUGUUCAUUGACAUUCACCCCCUCACGGGUGUCCCUCUAAAUGUGUCCAUCCGCCUGCAGCUUAACCUCUACAUGAAGAGAGUACCAGGAAUUACAGAAACUGGCAAGAUUUCUGAGGUGGUGAUGCCCAUGCUGUGGUUUGAGGAGAACGGGUACAUCGAUGGGCCGAUCCUCACUACAUUUCACACAAACCUGGUUAUUCUGCCAGCUGUCAUGGAGUACAUGCAGUAUAUCUUCAUCGCCCUCGGCCUGGUAACCACUGUGGUGGCCAUCCUGGUAUACCACAAAGUCAAGAGGUCUAGUAAUAGAGCAGCGAUUUCCACACACUUUGAGAACCCUUGGGCGACCGGUAAUGAGCAGGGUAAAGGCUCACAUGGCUUUGAAACACAAGAGAAAAGUCUGAGUUAUUCAGAGAAAGACAUGUGAAGGAGGCACCCUUCCCAGGGAAAACACAAGCACUUCAGCUGGUGAACGAACCCCUCUGCUAGUCAAGAAACACUGACGUAAUCCCCUAAAAAAGGACCCAGCUGGUAUUUUGUUCUCAGACACUGGCUCAGCUGGUCAGAAUAUGGAACACGACUCAAAGAGCCAUACUAUAUUGGAAAGUUUACAAAACACUCAGCCAAAGAUGAGUGCUCACCUUUAAAGGUGUUUUUUUUUUUGUUUUGUUUUUGGAAGAAUGAAUUGUGAACCUGUGUAACAGUUUUAAAUGUUCUAUUUUUAUCCACCGUGGUCAUCUCAGCUAAACUGGAAUAUUUUAUAGCUUUACCGCUUCAUCGUCAACAGUAGUGGAUAGAGACUGUUGUGGAGGAUUUUAGUCAGGUUGUAAGAGAAAUGCUUUUGGCUUUGACUACAAGGGAACACACUUUAUUUUUAGCCAGAUGUUUAGUAUUUUAACCACUAAUGUGCCUUUUAUCAUGGGAAUUAUUUUAGUCCGGUUAAUUUCCAGGAUGUCGUUUUUUUUUUUUUUUUUGUAUGCACUGAGGAUUGUGAAGAGAAACGGAGCUAGUUUUUAAACCCUUGCCACAGUUUUGCACAUACAGAUGUGACAACCAGAGAGUGGAGAAGAAAAGACACACUCCUUGUUAUAGACUUCUGUCUUCUAUAAAAGUUUCAAGUGUAUCCUCAGGAUGAUGUCCAGCAGACUUUUAUUGUUGAACAUGUAUGAAUGAACCAGAACAUAUACGGAAAGAAACACACUGCUUGACAUCAGUUUGGACUGAAGGGCUCCGAGAUCUUCAGGCUUUCUUCUCUCAUCUUCAAUGGACGUUGACUUCUACUGUCUUUUUGUUCAUUUGUGGAAGGAUUAAAUGUUAAUGAAAUUAUCUAAAAAAGAA
Messenger RNA from Fundulus heteroclitus (mummichog), 2704 nucleotides. It is a transcript of the gene scarb1, whose product is annotated as scavenger receptor class B, member 1. Bases 264 to 1793 code for a protein of 509 amino acids. Gene Ontology annotation, biological process: cholesterol efflux; recognition of apoptotic cell; cholesterol import. Gene Ontology annotation, cellular component: caveola; cytoplasm. The transcript is spliced from 14 exons. NCBI's taxonomy places the organism in Eukaryota, Metazoa, Chordata, Actinopteri, Cyprinodontiformes, Fundulidae. The record is from RefSeq and is a predicted model, not a curated record. Gene Ontology annotation, molecular function: low-density lipoprotein particle binding; lipid binding; scavenger receptor activity.